UUUGUGCUUUGUUCAUUUCUUCAUUUCUCAGGUUUUGGAAUAAAUAUCCACCAUGAGCCAAGGAGGUUGGAUAGGAACAUGGAGGCCUCAUCGUCCAAGAGGCCCAAUCAUGGCCCAGUAUACCAGUCCUGGCCCCAAGUACUCCAUACAAGGAGCAACAGGUUAUGUAUCGCACAUUCCCACCAAAAGGAAAGCGCCUGCCUACAGUAUGUAUGGUGCAAAGCCCCCAUCUAGCAAGGACAAUGUUCCUGGUCCUUACUUUGUGCAGGGUACUGUGACUAAUAGAGGGAAGAAGACUGGUCCCUCUUAUUCAUUAAGUGGGCGAACUGAAACAAAAGUGGAGACUACCCCUGGUCCUGCCUGUUACUCACCUGAUAAGGCAAAGAAGGUUAUCUAUAAAGCUUCCCCCAUGCAUUCCAUGGGAUAUCGAACUCAUGGAGGAAAGGUGGAUAGCACACCAGGUCCUAACAAUUAUAUGAUUCCAGAGGUCCUUGGACCACACUCAGUGGCUACCUCAGGCAGCCCUUCCUAUUCUAUGACAGGAAAGAAUAAGCUUGGACGUUUUGAUGAAGACCUUCACAAGACCCCAGGUCCAGCAGCAUAUCACAAGCCCAGUGUAGAGAUCUACAAAAAGAGUGCACCAAAAUAUACCAUGGCAGGCCGACUCAAAGAUCAGAAGACUGACAAAAUGCCUGGACCUGCAGAGUAUGAACUGGGAAAGGUAUCUUGUGCUCCUGUAAUCAGUUUUGGAAUCAGACAUUCCGAUUAUACAACCCCUGUGAUUGUGGACGUUUACUGACUUUGUCCUCUGUGCAGAAAUCACAUUGGUUUUUCAACUUGUUUUUGUAUCAUGUUGCUCACGUUUCAAGCUACCUAUUUUUAAAGCUUCAAAACCAACUAACAACUGUUUCACCAUGUUUUAUAACCACCUGUCUGGAAGGACUAUCACAAAUAUUCAGUAACCAGUUAUCGUUUUGAGACUGAUGUUCUAAUCUCUCUGACAAAAAGAAUGUGCCACAGCCAUCUCUUGUGAUGAAGAGAGCCCAUUGCAAAUUUUGCCCUGCUGAAUAUAUGCCUAUAUUCUUGACACUAAUAUAGAGACCAUGGUGUCAUUUUCCAGAAAUUGGAAUUAGAAAUAUUUUAUAUUAUAUAUUUUUUUCUAAAAACCUAC
Messenger RNA from Ahaetulla prasina, 1171 nucleotides. RefSeq names its product ciliary microtubule associated protein 1A (gene CIMAP1A). The transcript has 6 exons. Gene Ontology annotation, cellular component: cytoskeleton. Lineage: Eukaryota; Metazoa; Chordata; Lepidosauria; Squamata; Colubridae. Bases 53 to 799 code for a protein of 248 amino acids. The record is from RefSeq and is a predicted model, not a curated record.